AUGUCGUUUUUCGGAAAUGUGCAGUUGGCCCCACCAGUCGCCGUCUUCAAGCUCUCCGCCGACUUCCGCGCUGACGAGAACCCACAAAAGAUCAACCUCGGUGUCGGUGCCUACAGAGACGAUGAUGGCAAGCCCUGGGUCCUCCCUGUUGUUAGCAAGGUCGAGAAGCAGAUUGCUUCUGACUCUUCACUAAAUCACGAAUAUCUACCCAUUAAGGGUCUUCCGGAAUUCUGCGAGGCCGCUACUAAACUCGCCCUUGGAGACAGCAAGACGAUCUCCGAGGGUCGCGCCGCUGGAGUGCAGACUCUUUCUGGCACUGGAGCUCUUCGCCUCGCCGCAGACUUCCUCUUCCAGACCUUUCCUGCCGAAACUACCGUGCUCUACUCGAACCCAACCUGGGGCAACCACUUGGACAUUUUCAAACGAGCCGGUUUUAAGAAUCUAGCCCCAUACUCGUACUGGUCCGGAGAUAUCAAAGCCGCCGAUAUUUCGAAGUUCGUUUCUGAUCUCCAGUCCGCGCCCGACCGCUCGAUCAUUCUCUUCCAUUCGUGCGCGCACAAUCCCACUGGUGCUGAUCCCUCUGCUGAGCAGUGGAACCAACUCGCCGAGGUCGUCCGCGCCAAGAACCACUUUCCCAUCUUCGACACCGCUUACCAGGGCUUCGCAUCUGGCGACCCAGACAAGGACGCAGCCGCGCUCCGAUCUUUUGCCGAUGCUGGCUUCGAGAUGAUGAUUUGUCAAUCUUUUGCCAAGAACUUCGGCCUCUACAACGAAAGAUGCGGUAACUUGGUCACCAUUACUCAGACUUCACAGAUUCUCGAUAACGUUCGAUCGCAACAGGAGCUUAUUGUCAGAGCUAACUACUCGAAUCCACCCGCUCACGGCGCUAGGAUCGUCGCCAAUGUGUUGAACACCCCCGAUCUUGCUUCCGAAUGGCGACAGAACAUCAAACAAAUGUCCGAUCGAAUUGAUCUGAUGAGAAACGAGCUCAGAGGCCGCCUCGAGAAAUUAGGCACUCCCGGCCAAUGGAAUCACAUCACCGAUCAAAUUGGCAUGUUCUCCUUUACCGGAUUGAAUCCCGACCAGUGCAACUUCCUGAAGAAUGAACGAUCGUGUUAUCUUAUGUCUAAUGGUCGUAUAAGUAUGGCCGGCCUCAACUCCAAAAAUAUCGACUACUUCGCUCAGUGCGUCGACGAAGCCGUCCGAAAGAUCCAAUAA
Messenger RNA from Oikopleura dioica, 1218 nucleotides. NCBI's taxonomy places the organism in Eukaryota, Metazoa, Chordata, Appendicularia, Copelata, Oikopleuridae. The record is from the annotation of a GenBank genome assembly.